AUGUGCGCGCGGACUUACUUCGGCGUCUCCGUCCGGUCUUCGCGCGGCGUCCCGCGUGCUGGUCCGCGCGACCUCCCGCUUCGGGAAAAAGGAACAUCCCGAACAGGUCAGCUCCUUGAUCCUCCCGUCGACCAAUCGCGAUGGAGGUCGCGACGUGUCCCGUAUGGGACUUUAGUAGACUAA
Molecule: messenger RNA, 183 nt
Organism: Micromonas commoda
Lineage: Eukaryota; Viridiplantae; Chlorophyta; Mamiellophyceae; Mamiellales; Mamiellaceae
Exons: 1
Coding region: 1-183 (60 amino acids)
Source: RefSeq, a predicted model, not a curated record